AUGCAUGAGGAGGACCGGCUCGUCAGCGUGCUACCUAUUCGUUAUUCAAACUCCCUAGUGCCAAACAUUCACAUCCACCAGUUUCCACUGCUUACACGCCCACUACAAGUGCCUCCUUCAGCUGCAGCGAGUGGAAAGCGCAUCCGGGCCCGCCUGAAGUCCGGCGUACGACGCCUGGAAGUGCAUGUUCCUGUCGAUACGCGGCCAGAGGUGUGGAACGGCGAGCGCUCGCACGAACUUGGAAAGGCACGAGAAGAGGAUGACAAAGAAAAGAACCAAGAGCUACCAAAUGUGAAGCAGCGUGAAGGCGAGGAGCCCAGACUGCAAGAGGUGCGUAUGCGUAGCGAACAACUUUCGCAGAUGGGGAGUUAUGUGCUGGGUAUUGUCCGGGAUGGGCAGCUGCAUUUGCACCCAAUAAACGAGACACAUCAGUUGCGACCUACCCUGACCUACAUGGACGUCCUGUCUCGCAAGAGUAGACGUAGUCGCGCAGGGAAUGGUUCAGACGACGACUCUGAUGAUGGACCACCUCCGGAUCCCGACGAACCAGCCCCAGCCCCAGCCCCGAAAAAGGAGAAGAAGCCUGCAGGCGACGUCAAAGAAGUCCAGGUUGCAGUGCGGAAAACGGGCGAACAGGGGGUGCAAUUCCAGGGAGGGUUAACCGCUGUGCGGAGGGAAAUGCUUAUGAUGAUACACGCUGAGGAGGACGAGAAGUGGGUCGACUACGAGUAUUGUGAUGGCGAGGCUGCCGAGUCGAAUGAUGCUUUCGAGGCCGUUUUCUCCCGCAGUAACGAACAAUUAGAAUGUAAAACAGAUAUUACCAGCAUUCUAAAAGAUAUCCGAGGUCUCUAA
This is a messenger RNA of Postia placenta MAD-698-R-SB12, 852 nucleotides long. RefSeq lists its product as hypothetical. The record is from RefSeq and is a predicted model, not a curated record. Bases 1 to 852 code for a protein of 283 amino acids. The transcript is spliced from 3 exons. Gene Ontology annotation, biological process: DNA-templated transcription. Gene Ontology annotation, cellular component: RNA polymerase III complex; nucleus. NCBI's taxonomy places the organism in Eukaryota, Fungi, Basidiomycota, Agaricomycetes, Polyporales, Adustoporiaceae.